Molecule: messenger RNA, 2571 nt
Organism: Colletotrichum scovillei
Lineage: Eukaryota; Fungi; Ascomycota; Sordariomycetes; Glomerellales; Glomerellaceae
Product: quinate permease
Exons: 5
Coding region: 881-2524 (547 amino acids)
Biological process (GO): carbohydrate transport; transmembrane transport
Cellular component (GO): membrane
Molecular function (GO): carbohydrate:proton symporter activity
Source: RefSeq, a predicted model, not a curated record
CACCACAUGGCUUGCACCACAUCACAGCAGAGCAACCCGGAAGCUUCAAUAUCCAUCCUGGUAUCGUACGCAACCUCUCAAGUCCACAGGCGUUUGGCCCAGUCCAAAACUCUUGGCUGGCAUUACACCAGCGCCCAACGAACGCCUUGACUCGAGCAUUUUCCAGAACUAAUAUCAUCUAGCGCCACCUGGAGCGCUUCCCUUUUCUGUCUAAUGUAUCAUCUAUCUCUCUGCAUCCCGAUAUCUGCAAUGUUUCAAGCAUUAACUACCGUGAUUGCGGAAGAAUGUCAAGGUCACCAUCCCGGUCGCUGCAUACUCAACGCGGGGAACGCGGGGAAGCUUGUCGUCUAGCCAGAGAAUCUUGGCCAUGAUCCCCUGAACAAGACGGUCUAGCUUCGACUGAAUUGCAUUCAACUUGUCCACCUGAUCUCGAAAGGGUGUAUCGCUUGAAGCAUCCAAGUCAGGAAACCAUCCAUCAUCAGCAUGGGGGUUUCCGCCAGUCUACAGCGCUGUUCUGUGAGAUGAACUAGCGUCGCGUUGAUCUGUCAAGUCCUACAGCGUAACGAUGCCAUGCAGGCAAACAUGUUGCCAUGUCGUAUCUCAUCCAUAAAGGAGACAUUAUCGCCUUUGCGCAUGUCAAUCAACGAAUCUGCCUGGCUAUCCAAUUUUUGGGUAUCGUGGCUGGUGUCAUUGCCCGGUCCAUUUGCGAGUCCUCGCGUAGCUUACAUUCGAUUGUCAUCAAGCUUUCCUGUCAUUGCGGUGCCAGCACAGACGGCGCUUCGCAUCAUUUCGUUCAACCUGCCAAGAAAUUGGUAGUCCAAGGCUGACUUGAGGUCAUACUCGUUCUCGCCACGAGGCUGAGCAGUGAGCACUGAGCAAGAUGGGGUUCAACCUCCACGCAGAUGGGACAAACGAUCCCAGUGAAGUCCGCAAUUGGCGCAUUCACAUGAUAGCGGUCAUUGCCUCAAUGAGUGCUAUCGCCAUGGGUUACGACACCUCUGUCAUAGGUGGCACCAUGGCUCUGGACUCAUUCCGCCGGGAUUUCGACCUUGCAGAUAGCUCGCCAAUUGUCCGUGAUACUCUCCAAGGCAACAUCGUCUCCACGUUUCAGGCAGGAUGCUUCUUCGGUGCCCUGCUCAUGUUCCCCUUGGCAGAAUGGCUCGGCCGCAAGAGAGCAAUCAUGAUCUCUGCUCUCGUCUUCCUGGUUGGCGGGACUCUCAUGACAGCCUCCCACGGAGAGAUUGGACUCCUGAUUGCCGGAAGAGCCGUCGCGGGCUUGGGCAUCGGUGCUACGUCUCUCAUUGUCCCUGUGUACAUUUCGGAAAUCAGCCCGCCGUCCAUUCGCGGCCGCCUCGUUGGGCUAUUCGAAAUUGCAUCACAGGGAGGAGGCAUGUGUGGCUUCUGGGUAAACUACGCGGUGGAUCGCACAAUCUCAGACUCAACACAAACGCAGUGGAUUGUACCCCUAGGCCUGCAGUUACUUCCGGGGGUCCUUUUGUUCUUUGGCAUUUUCCUGUGUCCAGAGUCGCCUAGGUGGCUGGCAAAGAAUGAUAGGUGGGAGGAUGCCACGAGAGUCUUGGUUCAUGUCCGCGAGCUGCCAGCGGACCAUGACUAUGUCAGCACCGAGAUCAGUGAUAUUAGACGGCAAGUAGAAGACAGCAGCGCGAAUCGUAUGACAAAGUCUCAAAUGUUCAAGCGCUUGUUUGAGAAGGGCUCUCGCAACCGCAUCGGCAUCGGUCUGCUUCUGAUGGCCUGCCAGAAUCUGACAGGGGUCAACAUCAUCACAUACUACUCCCCUCGCAUUUUCGAGACUCUUGGCAUUACAGGCACGAGCACCAAGCUUUUCGCAACGGGCUUCUACGGUAUAGCCAAGACCCUCGGCAUGGUCAUCUUUACCGUCUGGCUCGCCGAAAAGGUCGGCCGGCGCAAUGGUCUCAUCUGGGGUGCCUUCGUCGGAUCGCUGCCAAUGUGGUACAUUGGCGGCUUCACAUUUCUUGCGGACCCUGCGGGCCAGGCGGCUGCUGGUAAUACCGACCGCAAUGCAUGGGGGUAUAUCGCCAUGGUUUGCGUGUAUCUCUAUGGCUUGAUCUACUGCGCCACUUGGCAAGGCAUCACAUGGCUGUACUGCAGCGAGGUAUUCAGCUUAGAUAUCCGCAUGCUCUGCGUCGCAAUCACAACAGCAGAUCAAUGGCUGUGGAGCUUCAUUGUCUCACGGACUACGCCUUACAUGAUUACGUCGCUCGGCUACGGAACUUACAUGUUCUUCGGCGCUCUCAUGAUCCUGAUGGGCGUGUGGGCUUUCUUCUUCGUGCCGGAAACCAAAGGUCUCACGCUGGAAGAUAUGGAUCUACUCUUCAUGAGGAGCAUGCACACCACGGUCUGGACCGCUUUGCGAGAACGCAAGAGCGUCAAGGAUGUCUUGGCGGAUACUUCGCCCGCCGCUGUCUACGCGACUGGCUUGGAGGAGAAGGAGAUUCGGUUAGAGUACGUGGAUACUGUGGAAGACAAGUCAGUGGCAAGGUGAGAUGGCGAAAGGACAUUAGACGUCCUAUGUUGAGAGAGAUGGACUAG